CUGCUCUCCUCCAUCACGUCAACGCAAUUACCGUCAGUCCUGGUCACGUGACACGCUCCUUUGGCAAGUUGUUCCCAUCUCCCACAGUCAUGGCGGUGUCGAGGAGUCCCGCAGAUGGAGUAAACAGCGCGUCAUCCUCCUCCUUCUAACCGCUUUUCCACGCAGGACGCGUCGCAUCUGCUGCCCACCGGAACACCGCGCACGUCCCCCAGGCUGCUGCGCUCCAGCCAUGGCCGACCGCGGCGUUGAUCUGUCGGCUCUGCCUAAAGAGGUCAGGGACCAGCUGGCGGAGUUGGAUCUGGAGCUGUCGGAAGGUGAUAUCACACAGAAGGGAUACGAGAAGAAACGGACCAAACUCCUGGCUCCAUUUCUGUUCAACACUCCAGCAGCUCCGCCCCUUCAAAAUGACGUGCCCCCCGCCGCUCCCGCCCCCUCCAGCCACGCCCCUCCACCUGCCAGCUCCUCUCGGUACCGCGAGCGGCGCUCUCGCCGGACGCAUCGGAAUGGAGGAACCAGAGAUGACCGGUACCGAUCAGAUAUUCACUCGGAGGCGGUUCAAGCCGCCCUGGCUCAGCAUAAAGAGGAGAAGAUGGCUCUUCCCAUGCCCACAAAGCGCCGCUCCACCUACGUGCCGUCCCCCAUUGACACUCGCACCCCCCCAGACUCCUCGUCGGCGUCCGAGGACGAGUCGGCGGUGCGGAGGCAGUCCUCGGUGGUCGCUCCCUCGUCUCAGGUCAGUCCCAACCUACAGAGCCCCGAAUCUUGGUUGAACCGCUCCGCCCUGGGCUCCUCCACCUCCUCCUCGGCCUCCUCCACGCUGUCCCACGGAGAGGCCAAGCCGCAGCCUCAGAGCCAGGCGCAGCCGCAGUACAAGCCGCAGUACCAGCCUCUGUACCAGCCGCAGUACCAGGAGCCGAGCCGCGCCGCCGCCGCCGCCGUGACCGGCAUGAUGGCCCAGAGCCGAAUCGCCCCCUCUGAGAACAGCGCCCCCCCUCCAGAUGUGACCGCCGUGGCCCCUCCAGUCAGAGGCCCUCGAGUGGACCUGCCGUCCAAAACCGUGGCCCGCGGGAUGAACCAGGGCGCGAACCGCUCCAGCAUGAUGGAGACGGCAGACGGAGUCCCUGUCAGCAGCAGAGUGUCCACCAAGAUCCAGCAGCUGCUCAACACUCUGAAGAGGCCCAAGAAACCGCCGCUCAGCGAGUUCUUCACCGACGACUCCGAGGAGAUCGUGGAAGUUCCACAGCUAGACCCCAACACUCCCAAACCGGAGGGCCGGCAGAUCAUACCCGUGAAGGGGGAGCCUCUGGGGGUGGUCAGCAACUGGCCCCCGGCCUUACAGGCAGCUUUGGCUCGUUGGGGGGCCACUCAGGGGAAGAGCCCCGCCCUCACAGCUCUGGACAUCACGGGAAAGCCGCUCUACACUCUGACUUAUGGGAAACUCUGGAGUCGCAGCGUGAAACUGGCGUACACGCUCCUCAACAAGCUGGGAGCCAAGAACGAGCAGAUCCUCAAACCCGGAGACAGGGUUGCAUUGGUGUACCCCAACAGCGACCCCGGGAUGUUCUGGGUGGCGUUCUACGGCUGCCUCCUGGCUGAGGUCAUACCUGUACCCAUUGAGGUUCCUCUGUCCCGCAAGGAUGCAGGUAUCAGCCAGGUGGGCUUCCUGCUCGGAAGCUGUGGCGUCGGUCUGGCGUUAACCAGUGAGAUCUGCUUGAAAGGUCUACCCAAGACCCCCACCGGGGAAAUCCUGCAGUUCAAAGGCUGGCCUCGACUGAAGUGGGUGAUCACAGACUCCAAAUACCUGACCAAGCCGUCCAGAGACUGGCAGCCGCACAUCCCCACGGCCAACACCGACCCUGCGUACAUCGAGUAUAAAGCGAGUAAGGACGGCACGGUGGUGGGCGUGGCCGUGUCCAAAGUGGCCAUGCUGACUCACUGCCAAGCGCUCACUCAGGCCUGUAACUACUGUGAAGGGGAAACUUUAGUGAACGUCCUGGACUUCAAAAAGGAUAUGGGCUUAUGGCACGGCGUUCUGUCGGCUGUCAUGAACCGGAUCCACACCAUCAGCGUUCCUUAUGCGGUGAUGAAAGCCUGUCCUCUCUCCUGGGUCCAGAGGGUCCACAUCCAUAAAGCUCGGAUCGCUCUGGUGAAAUGUCGUGACCUGCACUGGGCCAUGAUGGCUCAUCGGGAGCAGAGGGACAUCAGCCUGGCGUCGUUACGGAUGCUCAUCGUUGCUGAUGGUUCAAAUCCCUGGUCCGUCUCCUCCUGCGACGCCUUCCUAAAUGUCUUUCAGUCUCACGGGCUGAAGCCGGAGGUCAUUUGCCCCUGUGCCACGUCCCCAGAGGCCAUGACAGUCGCCAUCCGCAGACCCGGCGUCCCGGGCGCCCCCCUCCCAGCCCGUGCCAUCCUCUCUUUGAGCGGCCUGAGCCACGGGGUCAUCAGGGUCAACACAGAGGACAAGAACUCCGCCCUGACCGUUCAGGACGUGGGACACGUGAUGCCUGGAGCUCUGAUGUGUAUCGUCCGACCGGACGGACCGCCUCUUCUCUGUAAAACGGAUGAAAUCGGAGAGAUCAUCAUCAACUCUCGCGCCGGAGGCACCAUGUAUUACGGCCUGCCGGGACUCACCAAGAACACCUUUGAGGUAAUCCCGGUGAACACCAACGGCGUUCCCAUCGGAGAGAUCCCCUUCGUGCGGUCAGGACUGCUGGGGUUUGUCGGCCCGGGUAGUUUGAUCUUCGUGGUGGGGAAGAUCGAAGGUCUGUUGAUGGUGAGCGGGAGACGACACAACGCCGACGACCUGGUGGCCACCGCUCUGGCCGUGGAGCCGGUCAAGACGGUUUACCGAGGGAGGAUCGCCGUGUUCUCAGUCACUGUGUUCUAUGAUGAGAGAGUGGUCAUCGUGGCCGAACAGAGGCCGGACGCCAGCGAGGAGGACAGCUUCCAGUGGAUGAGCCGGGUGCUCCAGGCCAUUGAGAGCAUCCACCAGGUGGGCCUGUACUGUCUGGCUCUCGUCCCCGCCAACACCCUACCCAAAACCCCCCUGGGGGGCAUCCACAUCUCCGACACCAAGCAGUUCUUCCUGGAGGGCAGUCUGCACCCCUGCAACAUCCUGAUGUGCCCCCACACCUGUGUCACAAACCUGCCCAAGCCCCGCCAGAAGCAGCCAGUUGGUGUUGGUCCUGCAUCUGUCAUGGUGGGUAACCUGGUGGCAGGGAAGCGGAUCGCUCAGGCUGCCGGGAGGGACCUGGGCUUGAUCGAAGACCAGGAUCUGGUCCGCAAGCUCUGUAUGUGGCCCACUGUGAUGCAUCAGUAUUUGACUGAGGCUCUUCAGUGGCGGGCCCAAACCGAUCCCGACCACGUCCUCUAUGUUCUUCUCAAUGCAAAGGGAGUGACUGUAGGAACCGCCACCUGUGUCCAGCUUUACAAGCGAGCAGAGAAGAUCGCUGCAGCUCUCACUGAGAAAGGCUGCAUCAACACCGGCGAGAACGUGGUUCUGCUUUAUCCUCCCGGCAUCGAUUUGAUCGCUGCCUUCUACGGUUGUCUGUAUGCUGGAUGUGUUCCUGUAAACGUCCGACCUCCUCAUCCUCAGAACCUGGCUGCCACGCUGCCGACUGUCCGCAUGAUUAUUGAUGUCAGUAAAGCUGGAUGUAUCCUCACAACUCAAAACCUCAUGAGGAUUCUGCGCUCCAAAGAAGCUGCAGCUUCUGUCAACAUUAAAACCUGGCCAACGAUCAUUGAUACAGAUGAUCUUCCUCGCCGCCGACCGCCACAGAUAUAUAAGCCGCCCACUGCAGAGAUGAUCGCUUAUCUGGAUUUCAGUGUGUCUACUACAGGCAUGCUCACGGGGGUCAAGAUCUCUCAUGCAGCCGUCAGCGCGUUGUGUCGCUCCAUAAAGCUCCAGUGUGAGCUCUACUCCUCUCGCCAAAUAGCCAUCUGUCUGGAUCCGUACUGCGGCCUGGGCUUCGUCUUGUGGUGCCUCGCCAGUGUUUACUCAGGUCAUCAGUCCAUCCUCAUCCCUCCCUUCGAGCUGGAGAGCUGCUUGUCUCUGUGGCUCAGCACGCUCAGUCAGUACCGCAUCAGAGACACCUUCUGCUCCUACUCUGUGAUGGAGCUCUGCACCAAAGGUCUGGGCACGCAGACGGAGCUGCUGAAGGCCCGAGGUGUGAACCUGUCGUGCGUCCGGAGUUGUGUGGUGAUCGCAGAGGAGCGGCCUCGCCUCGCCCUCACACAGUCCUUCUCCAAGCUCUUUAAGGAUGUGGGACUGUCUUCCAGAGCGGUCAGCACCGCGUUUGGCUCCAGAGUUAACCUGGCCGUGUGUCUGCAGGGAACCACGGGUCCAGAUCCCUGCACGGUUUACGUAGACAUGAAGUCUCUACGCCAUGACAGAGUGAGGCUGGUGGAAAGAGGAGCACCUCAGAGUCUUCCUCUCAUGGAGUCUGGGAAGAUACUGCCGGGCGUCCGAGUGAUUAUAGUGAACCCGGAGACCAGAGGUCCACUCGGGGACUCGCAUUUAGGCGAGGUCUGGGUGAAUAGCCCCCAUAAUGCCAGUGGUUACUACACCAUCUAUGGAGAGGAGGGUCUUCAGGCUGACCACUUCAACACCAAGCUCAGCUUUGGAGACCCGCACACUCUGUGGGCCAGAACCGGGUACUUGGGUUUUGUGAAGAGAACCGAGCUCCUGGAUGCUAGCGGGGACCGCCAUGACGCUCUUUUCGUGGUGGGCUCACUGGAUGAGACCCUGGAGCUGCGAGGUCUGCGCUACCACCCAAUCGACAUCGAAACCUCUGUUUCUCGAGCUCAUCGAAGUAUCGCUGAGAGUGCUGUAUUUACAUGGACCAACCUCCUGGUGGUGGUGUCGGAGCUGUGCGGUUCGGAGCAGGACGCGCUGGACUUGGUUCCUCUGAUCACCAACGUGGUCCUGGAGGAGCACCACCUCAUUGUGGGCGUGGUGGUCAUCGUGGACCCCGGCGUCAUACCCAUCAACUCCAGAGGGGAGAAGCAGCGCAUGCAUCUACGGGACUCCUUCCUCGCCGACCAGCUCGAUCCCAUCUACGUCGCUUACAACAUGUGAGCCUCAGGCGGACCGGCCUUUGUCGCUCCUCCUCUGCACCAUCGUUGGAAGGACUGGGUGAUGUCACUGGGUGGUUCUUCUGUGGCUGUUGUGCAACUGCCGGGGGGUCAGUUACAGGUUCAAGGAGUAAUCCAAUCAGCACAGUCAUCAGUCAUUCAGUCUCCACAGCAGCAAAUUGUUCAGCGUAACAAACAGGAAGUAGGUCUGACCUCCAGCGUUAUCAGACGGUAACCAGACGUUCAGCUGCUGCUCCUUACGUUCUCCGUGGAAGAAAUCUUAUCUGCUGAUGCUGCCGUUAAAAGUAUUCAGUCAUGAAUAAAGAUGCACAUCAGCUUUA
Messenger RNA from Oryzias melastigma (Indian medaka), 5411 nucleotides. It is a transcript of the gene dip2bb, whose product is annotated as disco-interacting protein 2 homolog Bb. NCBI's taxonomy places the organism in Eukaryota, Metazoa, Chordata, Actinopteri, Beloniformes, Adrianichthyidae. The transcript is spliced from 41 exons. Bases 230 to 5074 code for a protein of 1614 amino acids. The record is from RefSeq and is a predicted model, not a curated record.